Molecule: messenger RNA, 564 nt
Organism: Theileria parva strain Muguga
Lineage: Eukaryota; Apicomplexa; Aconoidasida; Piroplasmida; Theileriidae
Gene: PTRHD1
Product: Peptidyl-tRNA hydrolase PTH2 family protein
Exons: 2
Coding region: 187-564 (125 amino acids)
Molecular function (GO): peptidyl-tRNA hydrolase activity
Source: RefSeq, a predicted model, not a curated record
CAUAUUAAUUAUUAACGCUAUUUAAUACCUAAUUUUUAUACCAUUUCAUCCCAGUUCAAAUUCCUCCACUUAAUUCUUAAUUUAAUUGUAUUUUAAUUAAAUUAUUCUAAAUUAAUAAAUAUUUGUAAAUUUUAAUUACAUUUUAAAUCUUAAAAUAUUGAUUUAAUAGUUUAUUAUAUUGUGUUUAUGGAAUCUGAGUAUGUUGACUUGACUCAGUAUGUAAUUUUAAGGGAAGACUUACAAACUGACGGGAAACCUUGGCCUAGAGGCGCUCUUAUCGCACAAGCUUGUCACGCUUGCAUAUCAGUCAAUUCUCUGUAUAAUACUGAUGAGGGUGUGAUAAAAUACACUAGUUUUGAGAAUCUACCGAAUCUAAGAACCGUUGUUUUAUCUGUUGAAAACGAGUCUUCCUUGCUGGACUAUCACAGGGUUCUCACCAGUAAUCUGGUCAAGAGUCAUUUAUUCACUGAGAAGCCAGAGAAUAUCAUCACUUGCCUUGCCACUGUCCCUAUUGACAAGAGGAAAGUAGGGUCUCUCCUAAAGAAGCUUAAAACUUUUAAGUAA